CAACGAUCAUUCAAGCAACAUGUUAGCAUUAACAGCAACCACUGGAAAGAUUGGAGGGGCAACCCUUGAUGCUAUCCUAAGAUACGAAUUACUGGACAAGAAAGAUUUUAUAGUCUUGACAAGCUCAUCCGACGAACAUCCUCGUGUGAAGGAGAUGAAGGAAAGGGGCAUUUCGGUCAAGAGUGACUGCAAUUACGGCGACACAGAUAGCAUGGCAAAUGCACUUAAAGGAUGUGAUUCUUUGUUCCUCGUUUCUACACCGGAGAUUCAACUUGAUUUCAACAAUGCUCCGAACGGCAAAGGAAGAGAGUCACGUCAUUAUAGUGCAAUCGAUGCAGCCAUUUCAGCAGUGGUUCAACAUAUCUAUUAUACCUCCCUUGCAUUCAAGGAUGGCUCAAAAGCAGGCGUUAUGAGAGCACAUUUCCGUACAGAAGCAUACUUGAAGGAAAAACAGCGACAGAACCAAUUACGAUCUUAUACAGCCAUUCGUGAAGGACUAUACAGUGAAAGUUGGCCAUUGUACCUUGGACAUUAUUCUCUAAGCGGGAAAGAGACAAGGAAAGAGAUCGUCGUCGCAGGAGAUGGACAGAUUUCAUGGACGAGUAUUUCUGAUCUGGGCCUGGCAAAUGCUAUGAUCAUCACAUCACCAAACGAUGCACGAUUCAACAAUUCGGUUAUUCAUCUUUCUAAUACAGCAACUCUCACUUUGAAAGAUCUAGCUAGCAAAGUAGACAAGACGCUAUCGAUUCGCUCAGAGUCAGAGUAUAUUGAGCACUACGAAAAGGAACACGAAAUGCAAGCACCUUUUCUGGAAUGGUGGGCGAGCACGUACCCUAGUGUGCAAGAAGGGCAUUGCGAUAUACAAGAUCCGUUAUUGACAGAGUUACUUGCCAAGCAUGGCCGUCAACCAGAAAGCUUUGACUCAAUCCUGAACACAAUGGUGCAAAAAUGAUGUAGGGAAAAAAUAAGAUUCCAUUACGAUACUACGGGAAGAUUCUCUUUGUGAUAGAGGUUUCUGAUUCGUUACUGUGAUCAUAGUUGGAUUUUUUUCGUUAUGCCACUUUGUACAAUGUCAAAGCAUAGCCACCACCGCAAGUUUCGGUAUCAUCGCCUGCACAAGCCAUAUUACAGUUUGAAGCGGUGUUCUUAUUCUUUGGUGAAG
Messenger RNA from Meira miltonrushii, 1162 nucleotides. Its product is annotated as NAD(P)-binding protein. The coding region runs from base 20 to 952 and encodes 310 amino acids. The transcript has a single exon. The record is from RefSeq and is a predicted model, not a curated record. Lineage: Eukaryota; Fungi; Basidiomycota; Exobasidiomycetes; Exobasidiales; Brachybasidiaceae.